AUGUUGUAAAGGACGAGCUGUUAACAUGUAACAGUUGAGUUAAUAUUAUCUGUUGAUAUAACGUUAUUACUAAAGAGACAUUAAGACGUUUGUGUGCGUGUGAGUGUGUGUGCGCGUGUGCGUGUGUUUGAGUUGUGGUUGCUAAGAAAACAUAAGAUAAAAAAGCGAGACAAUAUUAAGAACUAUGUGAUAUAGCGUUAGGUUGUUGUUAACGGUCAUGUAUAUCUAUAUGUACGUACAUUACUGUAGAGAAAUGAACCGGGAAGAAACUAAAUGAUAAUUGUUUAGCACGCUAUUUGUUUUGGGAGCUUCCUUGAUGACUCAUUGUGUCUCAAACUUUGAUAUCAGAUAGGGCGCAGUACGGAAUCAAAGGAAACUUAACUAAAGAGGAUUACAUUUCAUAUGACAUAAACCAUGACUUGUGGUCACAGAAGGUAACUCUGUGGUCCCAAACAGAUGGGAACCUGUGGCCAAGUUUGAUCAGGAUCACAAUACCGGCCCACAUAAAGGCCCAUCUUCCCCUCACUGUGGAACAAGACCCAGAGGCACUUGAACUCCUUCCCUUGUGCUAAAUUUUAAAUAAAUAAAACUGACAUUUUAAAGACACCCAAGAUUGACUAAGACAUUUAAAGGAGCAUUUAAAGCAAAUAAGCCUAAGAAUCAUCUAAAGUGUAACCAAGCUGUGACAUCAUGAUGAAGAUGCCUGCUGAUGGAACUAAAUUGCCUUUACAAAAGAAAAUUGUUUGUCACGCUUACUUAACCGGUAACUGUUGGUCCAAUGAUUAAUCAAGCCCUCCCACUCUACGGGUGUGUAGUCAUGAUUUAACAAGAACAACCCUGACUGAGCGGAAAUGGCUGACUAAUUUAACCACACACAGAUAAGGCAUAAAACUCAUGACAGGACUUGUUGGAUGCUGUCAAAUGAAAAGUGAGUAUAUCCAGGGAUUUCCUUAUGGUCGGUAUUCAUAUGACUGUCUAUGUAAUUACUGCAUGGUGAAUACUUGGUGGUGUCAAUACACAUUUAGAAUACAUCUUAACAAAAUAACUAAAGGGGGUUGAUUCAUUUCUCACGUCUGCCACUUCUGUUACCACCUCGACGGCGCAACUGCACACUAGAACUUUGCCCUCUCGCCCGACAACAAUGUAACCUUUCCAGGUUUUCCUUCAGCGUCUCAGGGCACAGCAGUGGAGCCACGCCACAAGGACAGUCUCCCCCUCCGGCCACAGAGCGACAGAGGAGACGAAGAGGAGUGAGGGAAAUAUUUAAACCGUUUUUCUGCCAAACUAUUUUCUAUGAAUAUCCUCUUCUUUUUUUUUAAAGAAAAACAUUCAUCGGAUGGAUGCAACAAAAAUCAGUCCCGACUAGUCGUUUUUGUAUCUUGUGGAAAACUACAACCGAUUCAAUUUGAACAACACUUCACAACAAGUUGAAGCCAUGGAAGAGAGGAGGCGGCCGGGCUACAGCGUGCACAGGGAGGUCCUGGACGAAGAGGCCGUGGAUGAGAUUGCAAAAAAGUCUGACUCAAAGUCAUCCCUGCGUGAGAAGCUCAAAAAGUCAAUGAGGUGUUCUGGUCCCAGGUUGAAGAGCUGCCUGCUGGGGAGCGUUCCCGUUCUGUCAUGGCUGCCUCGGUACUCGCUCAGAGACAACUGCCUGGGCGACCUGAUCUCUGGAAUCAGUGUGGGGAUCAUGCAGCUCCCGCAGGGUAUGGCUUAUGCCCUGCUCGCCUCUGUCCCUGCAGUCUUUGGACUUUACUCCUCUUUUUAUCCAGUCCUCGUCUACUUCAUCUUUGGCACUUCAAAGCAUAUUUCCCUGGGAACGUUUGCGGUGUUGAGUGUGAUGGUUGGAGGAGUGACAGAGCGAUUAGCACCGGACUCCAACUUCAUGAUUUGGGACAACGUGACCAACGCCAGUGAAGUCGACGUGGUCGCCCGGGACGCAGAGAGGGUCAAAGUGGCUGCAGCCGUCACCUUCGUGUCUGGAUUAUUUCAGAUUCUACUCGGCCUCGUCCAGUUUGGUUUCGUUGUGACCUACCUGUCCGAGCCGCUGGUCCGAGGUUACACCACAGGAGCGGCCAUCCACGUCAUCGUGUCCCAGCUCAAAUACACCUUCGGCAUCAGACCCGUGAGACACAGUGGACCGCUCUCAUUGAUAUAUACGGUGUUGGAGAUAUGCUAUCUCCUUCCAAAGACAAACAUUGGUUCUCUUGUGGUCAGUAUCGUCGCAAUAAUCUGCCUCAUCCUCGUAAAGGAGCUCAACGCAUACUUGAGUAAAAAACUACCUGUUCCCAUACCGGUGGAACUGCUUGGUAUUGUAAUCGCCACAGUCAUCUCCUGGCAAGUUAACUUGAAGGACAAAUAUGGAGUGGACGUGGUGGGACUGAUUCCCUCAGGCCUCCAACCGCCGGUGCUCCCGGACGCCUCUCUGUUUGGUCAGGUGAUCGGGGACGCCUUCGCUCUGGCCGUGGUCGGCUACGGCAUCGCCAUCUCCCUGGGACGAAUCUUUGCGCUAAAAUAUGGAUACAAAGUGGACAGCAACCAGGAACUGAUCGCUCUGGGUCUGAGUAACUCCAUCGGAGGCGUCUUCCAGUGUUUCGCCAUCAGCUGCUCCAUGUCUCGCAGCAUGGUUCAGGAGAGCACAGGCGGGAAGACUCAGGUUGCUGGUGCUCUAUCUGCAGUAGUUAUCCUUUUCAUCACGCUCUGGAUUGGAACGCUCUUUGAAGAUUUGCCAAAGGCAGUGCUGGCCGCCAUCAUCUAUGUCAACCUCCAGGGCAUGAUGAAGCAAUUCAUGGACAUCCGUGUGCUGUGGAGGAGCAACAAAGUAGACAUGUUGAUCUGGGUGGCCACCUUCAUCCUCACCUUGCUGUUGAACCCUGACCUGGGACUGGCUGCUGCCAUUGGUUUCUCUAUGCUCACCGUCAUCUUCAGGACACAACUACCUAAAUACUCCAAAUUAGGGCAGGUCCCAGACACCGACAUUUACAGGCCACUGGAGGACUACGAUGAGCUGAAGCAAGUGCCAGGGAUUUUGAUCUUCCGUUCCUCUGCCACCCUCUACUUUGCCAAUGCUGAGAUGUACCAAGAAGCACUUGGAGAGAAGUCGGGCAUUGACAUUACCAAACUCCUGUCAGCGAAGAAGAAACUAGAGGCCAAAAGGAAGAGGCACGAGAAGAAAAAUGCCAAGAAAGCUGCAAAGAGGAGCGCCGCGAACCUGGUGAGGACGGCAAGAGACACAAUGACUGAGGGGGGGCCAGAGAGGGACGGCCAGAAUGAGAUUGCCAUCAUUGAGAUGGAUGCGGAGCCCGACCCCUCACUCCCCAGAGCCAUCAUCCUCGACCUCAGCCCGGUCAACUUCUUGGAUACGGUGGCCGUCAAGACGCUGCGCAGUAUCCGGAGGGACUAUGGGGAAGUUUGUAUAGAGGUGGUUCUCGCUGGCUGCUCCAGUGGCGUCAUAGACAACCUGCAGACAGCAGGUUUCUUUAACGACAAGGUGACCAAGUCCUGUCUCUUCUCCACCGUCCAUGACGCCGUUCUGCACUGUCAGUCUGCCCAAAAGCACAGCCCUCAUGAGGACUACAACGCGACACAUUUCUGAGUCCUGAGAAGAGUGAUGGAGGGUUUUAUGAACAAGAGCCGGACAUGAGGAUUUAAUCCAGUGAGCUUCUGAUUUCGGGGGCACUGCACAGAAACCCAAACAUGCAGACAAACACUCAUUGUAACAAACACAGUUACACACCCCGAGUCCUGCAAUGAUAAGCCUCGCUGGAGGAGUUUACACAUCCAAGCCAUGGAAAAACAACACAGACAUACAGAUGUGUAGUUAAAACACAUUAAUACAGACUGAUGUUUUUCUGUGAUGUAUUUAUGCAUCAAAAAGGAUUCUUUUAAAUUGCCCUUAAUCGGUAAAAUACACCAAAUAAAAACGUGCAUGGAUGGUUUAUUCCCGAAAAUCUAAAAAUCAGCCAAUUUCAAUGUAAUCACAUGGAAAAUAAACAUUGUUUUACUUCUCAUUGAAUGAUACCGUUCGUGAUUUGAGGAUUCCAACGAAGGCAUUUCGAUUUGGUGACGCGCCAACAGGAAAUUUCAAAAAGCCUCUGAAAAGAUGAGGUCUGAUGUUCUCCCUUCCCGUGUCACUGGGACCAGGACGCUGCCUUCGCACUCAGGCUCUUUGUUUGUGUACAGACGCAUUCAGUGAAUUUUGUUUUUCUGCCUGAUGUUUGAGAUGCUCAUUCAUGUUACUCAGGAACAGAGAGUAGCAAUGAGGGCGGCGGAAACCAAACCCAGAACCACCUCACGUGUUCUCAUAUUGUAGCAAAUAAGCAAACUCAAUCUUUUUUGUUGCUGUUUUGACCCUGAAUCACUCAUGAAACAGCAAUGUGCUGGAAAGGGAUUAUAGUUCAUUUAAUUAUCAGUGCAGUUGGAGACGUGGUGAUUUCAAACACAUCACUUGUCUGUUUACUACAACCAGGUUUGAUGAAUCAUUGUUUAUUCGAACACUAUGAAUCAUAUUUUCUUAAUGUUAUCCUCAUAAAUAUUAUUUAAAGUACCUUGCUUUUCCUGCGAUGGAUUUACUUACCUAAUUCCAAAAAGUGAAACGAAUGUUUUCUUUAAGACCUGACAAAAAAAUGACUAAAAUUGAACCUGCACUAAUAUAAUAUUAUCAUAAUCAUAACGUAUCAUAUAUCAAACAAGGUGCCAUUUUAGAGCUUUUGGAUUGUUAUCCCACUUUACUGUUUGAGUUCAUUGCUCUUAUCAGCCUCAUCUACAGAUGUAAACGACCAGCUUUGAUGAAGCGAAGCUAAAUGGAAUUAAGUAUGGAACUAACAUUUGUCAGAUGGCCCGAAGUCACGACCGACUUUGUGUUUGUUGGAAACAAAAAUGACAUGUGGAGUUUUCUUGUGAACACACAAACCUUGGGUUUACAUGGUGUUUAGUUGUAAAAAACUCAUUCCACAAUAAAUAUAAAAGGAAAACUGAUUAAAAAACAGGAAUAUAUUUUAAA
Messenger RNA from Gasterosteus aculeatus aculeatus (three-spined stickleback), 4999 nucleotides. NCBI's taxonomy places the organism in Eukaryota, Metazoa, Chordata, Actinopteri, Perciformes, Gasterosteidae. The record is from RefSeq and is a predicted model, not a curated record.